Molecule: messenger RNA, 672 nt
Organism: Striga hermonthica
Lineage: Eukaryota; Viridiplantae; Streptophyta; Magnoliopsida; Lamiales; Orobanchaceae
Source: the annotation of a GenBank genome assembly
AUGAGCCAAGAACAGCUGAUCAAGAACCUUAAAGACUGCAAACUGGAUGGUGAUAAUGUUGCUCAUGAUCAAAUGACAAAAAGUACUUCAAACGAGAGAGCUGGCCUCGUGGGCCAUGCAAGCGCACGGGAUGUUGCUGCUAGCCAGAUGGAGUCCAUCGGUGUCCAGGUGGUGAAGCAGCAGCAGCAACAACAGCAGCAAAGUGAGUCGAUCUGCGGUGGGUCCCCCCAGCAACCAAUCGCCGGGCAGCAGAAAGGGGAGAUUACGAUUGGUGAAGCAUUGGAGGCUACGGCUCUGACUUCCGGCCACCUUCCGGUCGACUACAGUGAUGCCGCUGCUAUACAGGCGGCAGAGGUCCGGGCAACUGGACGUACCAACAUCGUCCCUGGCGGGGUUGCCGCUGCCGCCCAGUCGGCGGCUACCCGUAAUGCUCGUCUCCCGAGGGAUGAGGACAAGACCAAGCUAGGGGACAUUCUUACGGAUGCAAGUGCAAAGCUUCCUUCGGAUAAGCCGGUGACUCGUAAGGAUGCGGAAGGUGUGAUCGGGGCAGAACUAAGGAAUGAUCCGGACCUGUGCACCCGACCGGGAGGGGUUGCUGCCUCUAUUGCAGCUGCUGCUAGGCUUAAUCAGAGGAACUCUCAAGCAAACAAUAAUAACAGCAAGCUUAACUGA